AAGCCACCGAAUAUGAAGAAAAUGUUAAAGUAGAUGCCAUGGUCAUGAGGAGGAGACAGUUGGAAAUUGUUGAUAUAAGGGGGUGGUCUGAACCACUGUCCUUGAUUGGCGUAAAAAAAAAAAAAAAAACACAGACGCACUUUAGAGUUCACUGCUAGGACGUGUAGCAGUCCUUUCAUCCACCGUGCAGGCUGUGUGGCUCGGCGCUCUGCCCGACACCCUCUCUCCUCUGCUUACUGUCGUGUCUCCUCUCCUGAACAGAGUCAAACAGACGAGCAUUUGCCCAGGAAAUAUUCUCCACUCUCUGGCAACUGGAUGGGAAGAAGGAGAAUCUUUGACCUUGGAAAAUGAAGAUAUUGUUGCCAUGGGAACUGUUAAUCCUUCUGUCACUCAAAGAGUGCCUGGCUGAGAAUACACGCCAUGGUCCUGUCUUCACCCAGGAGCCUAGUGACAGUAUUUUCCCUCUGAGCACUGAUGAUAAGCAGGUGUUUAUUAAUUGCAAAGCUAAAGGAAACCCUCUUCCGCAUUAUAGGUGGAAAGUGGAUGGGAGAGAAAUAAACACAGAGUCAGAUCCAAACUACAGCCUUGUAGAGGGGAACCUGUUGAUCAAUAAUGCUCAUGUCAUCAAUCAUGGAGGAGUGUAUCAGUGCAUCGCCACCAACACAUUUGGGACCAUUGUCAGCAGGGAGGCAAGGGUCCAGUUUGCAUUUCUGCAGAACUUCAGCAGGAAGUCAAGGAACACGGUGUCGGUGAGAGAGGGUCAAGCCGUGGUUCUGCUCUGCGGCCCCCCACCCCAUUAUGGAGAAAUCAAAUAUUCAUGGUUUUUCAACGGACAGUGGAGCUUCCUGCAGCAGGACGCUCGUCGUUUUAUCUCUCAAAGGACGGGCAACUUGUACAUAGCCAAAGUUGAAGCCUCAGAUGCUGGGAACUACACGUGUGCGGUGAGAAACAUGAUGACCAAUGCCACUGUGUUCAGCUCUCCAACCCCUGUGGUGGUGCGGAGGGACGUAGUGAUGGGUGAAUACGAGCCAAAGAUUGAGGUUCAGUUUCUUGACACCCUUCACAUCUCUAAAGGAUCAUCAGUGAAGCUGGAAUGCUUUGCCUUAGGAAACCCUGUGCCUUCCAUCUCAUGGAGACGAGCUGAUGGAAAUACAUUCCCUGGCAAGAUUAAAAUCAACCACUCCAGUGGGGUUCUGGAAAUUCCAUAUUUUCGCCCAGAGGAUGCCGGUGUGUACGAGUGUAUAGCUGAAAACAGCAGAGGACGAAAUGUUGCCAGAGGGCAACUUAUAUUCCACAAUGUUGAACAUCUGCACUGGGUCCAGACACUGAAAGAUGCUCAUAUGGCCAUUGAUGCUAAUCUGCAGUGGGAAUGUAAAGCCGCCGGUAAGCCUAGGCCUACAUACAAAUGGCUGAAGAAUGGUCAGCCACUAAUAGCUGAGGGGAGGGCCCAUGUGGAGGCUGGAAGACUGACCAUAUCCAAGAUAAGUCUGUUGGAUUCUGGGAUGUAUCAAUGUGUAGCAGAGAAUGAAUAUGGAGCUGUCUAUGCCAGUGCUGAGCUCAAGGUUAUAGCUUCCCCACCUGACUUCACCCGGCGGCCCGUGAAGAAGUCCACAGUGAUCCAGAGGGGGGGUGAGGUGGUCUUAGCGUGUCGCCCCCACGCUUCCCCCAGGGCCACAAUCUCCUGGUGGAGAGGGGGUGAACUCCUGAAGGACAGCAAGAGUUCUGUCCCUCUUCUCAGACAGACUAUCAUGGAGGAUGGGACUCUACGUAUCACCAACAUCUCCAAAUCUGAUGGAGGCAAGUACACAUGUGUGGCCAGAAACCAUUUUGGAACAUCCAGCAGCACGGGAACACUGGUGGUGAAAGAGCCUACCAAGAUUAUAGUUCCACCCUUGAGUUUGGACGCCACUGUGGGACAGAGCAUUGUGUUGCCAUGUGAGGUGUCCAGUGAUUCGUCCCUGAGUCCCAUCUUCAAGUGGUUUUUCAACGGAAAAGCCAUUGAUUUCAACAGGCAGGAGCACUUUGAGAUGAUUGGAGGGGGAUUUGCAGGUGACCUGAUGGUGAGGAACAUUCAGCUAAAGCAUUCUGGGAAGUAUGUGUGUAUGGUACACACUGAAAUUGACACUGUUUCAGCAGCAGCAGACUUAAUUGUCAAAGGACCUCCUGGUGCCCCGGAGAGCCUGGUGGUGACUGACAUUACUGACACCACUGUGCAACUGUCCUGGGGCUCUGGACCUGACAACCGGAGUCCUGUUACCAUGUACAUGGUGCAGGUCAGGACCCCCUUCUCUAUAGGGUGGCAGACUGUGAGAACAGUUCCUGAUUAUGUGCCUGGACAGAUGACGCAUGCAACAGUGAAAGAUUUGAACCCCUGGGUGGAUUAUGAAUUCAGGGUGGUGGCAAUCAACAGUGUUGGUGUUGGAGAACCCAGCACGCCAUCAAAACAGAUUCGAACUAAAGCUGCAGUUCCCAAGGUUGCACCAGUUAAUGUAAGUGGUGGUGGAGGAGCUCAAGGAGAACUUGUCAUCAUGUGGGAGCCAGUUCCAGAGGAACAGCAGAGCGGAGAGGACUUUGGCUAUGUCGUGGCUUUCCACCCACUUGGCAGCAGCACCUGGAUCCAGACAGUGCUGGCAUCCCCUGAUGCAUCGAGAUAUAUUUACAGAAACGACAGCAUCGCACCCCUGUCCCAGUUUGAAGUGAAAGUAGGAGUCUACAACAGCAUGGGAGAGGGGCCGUUCAGCCGUGUUGUCAGAGUGUUUUCUGCAGAAGAAGAGCCCUCUGAGGCGCCAUCAAGAGUAUGGGCCCAUGCUGUGUCAGCCUCUGAGAUCGAGGUGUACUGGGAGCCAGUUCCCCCCGGGUCCAACAGCGAGAAGAUCAUUGCAUAUGAGGUUCUGUUUUGGGAGAAAGGAUCUCGACAAGGUGAAGCAGAGAGAGUGAGGGUUAUCAACACCACAGCUCUGCUCUCUGGCGUGAAGGGCAGCACAGUCUAUCUGAUCUCAGUCAGAGCCCAAAACAGCGCUGGACUUGGACCCUGCAGUCCUGCUUUUAACAUCACCACCAAGAAACCACCUCCAAGUCAGCCUCUAGGGAAUAUUGAGUGGAACCUGACCAACUCUAAGAUCUUUCUAAAUUGGGAACAUGUCAAGGCGAUGGAAAAUGAGUCUGAGGUGACAGGAUACAAGGUUGUAUAUCGUCAGAACUGGCAUGGCAGGACUACUGUACUGGAAACCAAUAAGACCAGCGUGGAGCUGCAAAUUCCCUCUGGAGAGGACUACCUUAUUGAGAUCAGAGCUCUGACCGAAGGGGGUGAUGGCCCCAGCAGUGGCCCCAUCCGCAUACCAAAGAUGUCCAGUCUUAACUCAAAAGGAUGUGUGUGUCCAGUUCCAAUGAAGAUUUGCUUUUUUAUGUUUUUUGUAUAUUCCCUGUUCAUUUUGUAGCUUCUAAUGCCUUUAUAUUUAGCUCUGGACAUUAGAAUGAAUAUAGCUUAUGAUUCUCUUCUGCAGAUUUGUGGAAUAAGCAGCUAACUAGAGAGUUUAUCAACAACUGGUUUGCAAACCACAACUGGAUGAUGUUAGCAUUCUGACAGGUUGUCAAAUGCCCACAAAUCUGUGGCUGGACCAUUAGUCAUAGACAAAAGCAGUUACAGAACAUUUUUAUCGGCCUAUUUAUAGGACCACUGCAAUCCUCCAGGAUGCAUGCAUUUGAUAAAAAUGGAAAGAUUCUUUCUGUCAUUUUGAAAUGAACCUGAGCACAGGUUCAUGUCCCAGUUUCCCCAAUCCACUGUCUGUUUUGACCUAUACUGCCUCAACUUCCAAGUUAUUUCUUGGCUUGCUGUGACCUCUAUGAAUGUUACAGACCAAAAGGUACAAGUUUCACUUACUUCACAUACUACACAUUCAAUAUGAAAGAGUAUAGUCAAUAUCAAUUUACUCUGUUCUCAUCAUUUGGACUUAAAGUGUUAAUCCUUUAUAUGAAAACAAAUUAAAUUGUAGCCCUAUGCUAUUUUUCAUUGUUGGUGGUGGAGAAUUACCCCACAAAAUUAGAGGAAUAAUUUGACAUAGGAAUUACACUUUUUGAUUUCUAGUGGUUUCCCCCUGCUUCCACUCUUUAUGCUAAGCUAAGUUAAUUGACUCCCAGCUCUAGCUCAUCUAACUCUCAGAAACAAAACGAAUAAGCGUUUUUCCCAAAUAUGGUUCAUUCUUUGGUUUCAUACAACAUGAAACAUAUAGUGGCAGUACACCCAUGUAUCGCAUAAUUAUUUAUGUGCAAUUAUUUUUGUUAAUUAUAUGAGUAUAUGUGUAGUACCUGACACUAAAUAACCCACAAACACAUCACAGUUUGUUUACUUUGUUCCACAGUUAACUAUUAGCUAAGUAGCAUUAGCUCAGCUCCUUAGCCUAACCCCCAAACAAACCAGCAUUGUUUGCCUUAAAAGUGUACUCCACUGAUUUAGCAUUGCACUCCUAUAACAUUGUUGCAGUUACAAUGAACAGGGUGUGUUAUGCUAGUAGUGACUAAUGUAGCCUUGAGCCUCUAGCCUCAAGCAGAGAUGAGGAGCAGGCUGCAGAGGUCUCACUUCUAUCUAACGCCAUACCCCCAGAUUUUUUUUCAUUUUCAAACUUCUUCUUAGUCUUCAGCCUCAACCGACGCUGACUCAAGUGACAUCACUUGAGAUCAUUUAUCAGACUUUAAAAGUUUAAAAGGUUUUACACAACUUUUUUCAUAUGUGCAGUAGUACUCCCCAAGGCCUGUAAACACACUUUGAUGUGUAAAAUCAGUGGAGUUCCCCUGUAAAAGUGCCAAACUGUUUGCAUUUUGUAAUAAAAUCUCGACCUUUACUUUCUGCACAUAAGUGUUUGCCUUUGCAAAACUCCUCUGUGGGCGUUGCAGUUAUUAUAAACUUUUACCAUGUUUUUACCAUGUUGAAAGUCUAUCAGUCUAUCCACUCGGUGCUCUUUUCAGAGUGCUGUGUCAGUGUUUCAUUAUCAAAUCAUUCCGCUUGCUUAUUGAGAGAAUGCCCACAUCAAUGAAAUUCCAUACCACGUUUUCACUGCUACCUUGCACCCAGGCAGAUUGUCACAUAGCACGCACACACAUGUGUGGCCUACACACGAGUGCGCCACUUCAUCAGACCAAAUCAGGUAUCGCAGCAAGUAGCCGCAGGUUUGUGCAGCGGUGUGUGAAUGUGUUUCACAGCAGCUAUAUUCUACAGCACAAUCAGAAAAUAACAUUUUAUUUUUCUGAUUCACCGGCUUUCACGCUACCGGUGCUUCCUCUCCUCAUUCACUCUAUAAGUCUCUCUGUCUCUCUCUCCCUCUCAAACAAAUGAACACAAACCAAAGGAAGCUUCUUGAUAUAGUUAUUUUUCACUAUAGACUGCAAGCCAGACACAGCCCUCGAAAUUGGGUACACGAAAUAAACCAAGCGAGGACACAACUGGGAGAGUAUCAUAGUUUGGUCUAUGAACUCUGCCUGGAUAGCGCCUGGUUUCAGUGAUAGUUCAGGCUGACUGUGGAGGAGUUUGACCAGUCUGAUCGCCGGAUUGGCCACCGCAGCGUGACGUUGGGUUGCAUUUCUCCAAAAGUUGAUUCUGUUUCAACUUUUCCACUGCAAGUCACUGCAGGUUUUUUUCUGGACCCCCUGCGUCCCCCACCACCGCAGCCUAAACGUACUACCACUACUGGUAUUUUCACAGCAGCGCCUGAUUUGGUCUGAAAUCAGUUGAUGCCCGGAUGCCAGGUAGCUGAGUUGUUGGGUCACAUACUGUCACCACAAAAUGUUCAGGGUAUUGUUAACUUAACUAAAGCUUGGCAUUUAACUAAAUGUUCAUAUUUUGUUCACCUGUUGCUUGUAGCCUUCUUGAUUUUGUUACCUUGACUACAGUGGUCCACUCCACUUUACUCAUAGAUUUGAUAACACUAAAGAAACUAAUUUAACAGAAAUUGCAAUUGCAUGCAAACAUAGAGCCUCAAGUUUAAAUAAACAAUGAGUGGUAAUUAUUAAAGAUGGCUCUGAAUUAGUCAUCAAAUCAAUUUCUGUACUUUUAGCUUUUUAAUAUCUUCAAAUAUGUAAUCUGCGGCCAACCACGUCCUCUGGAUGAAAUUACAAAAUGCACCCAUAAUUUUCCUCAUGCUAGUAUAGCCAGAUAAAAGUAUCAAACCAUGUGUUAAAAGGCAACAGAAUACAGGAAAUGACAUCUACUCUGUUUCUAGGGGAGGACCCUCACCUCCGUUAGAUUGUCCCACCCACAUUUUCAAUGCUUCCUACACCCAUGAAAAUAAAACACUAGAAAAUUUGAUAUAUGUUUAUUCAUUUAUACAUACAUUUUAAUAAUGACUGCAUUUCAUCAACUGUAGGUUUCCAGUUCAGCGAUGGUAUUGUGCAUGUUGGCUCAUUGGCAUUGUUUUCUUACACAUCUAAAUAGAACAAAGUCAUCGUUAAUUUGUAUUAUAGCACUAGUUAUUAGUAACAUGUGCUUUUCCUACCAUGACAAGUCAAAAUAUCCACUGUGAGAAAGGCUGCACGUUAAGGAGAAACUCAGCUUGUCUGAUACAAAUAUGAAUGAAAUUACAUUACACCAUAAUAACUAAUGUAGCCCAAGCAGUGGUAAUUAGUGGCAUUAAAAGACAGUCAUCGGUUCAUAUUUUUCUACUCUUGGAUUAUCUAAUAAAUACAAUCCUUGUUGCACUCCAUAUUAACAAUGCUGCCCAUGCUAGUUUAUUUGGGGUUAUAGCUGUACAAAUUCUUCAAAAUGAAUAUCUGUCAGACUACUAGCUCCACAGUCGAUAUUCCAUUUAGGUUACACGUGUAACCUAAUGUGACCACCAGUCACCACAGGUGUUGCCAGAUCCAUUAAAACAGACAAUCUUCAGGAAUAACACUUUAAUACCACACUCUAUUCAUCCACAGAGUUAGGACAGCCAUGUUUGUGCUGCUCAAAUGGGUUGUAUGUUGGGAACACAUACCAACCCAGUUAAAAUGAAUUCUUCACAAGUGUUAAACAAAUCUGCUUUGCCUUAUCACGUUUAUAUUCUUCAAAUCUGUUGUCAACCUGUCUUACAUACAGAUUGUAAUUUUUGUUUUUGGGGGAGGGGGGGGGAUUAAUUAUAGUGGGAGAUUGGCAAAAUGAUGGCAUAAGAAAGGACAAACAAUAAGUAAGUAUAAAAGCUCUCCUGAACCUUACUUUUGUUGCCACUUUUGUGCAUUUAGUGCACUUUUCAUAAAACGCUAACAUUAGCAUCCACCAUAACCAAGUAAAUACAUAACAGAAUACUGAGAAGUGAAACUGCAUCUCAACUAUGCUGUAAUAUUUUCGAUUUCAGAUUUGUUUGAUGUGCACAGAUUUCAUUUAGAUUGUUUGAUGGCUUUUCAUUAUGUUGUACAGACUCUCAUAUGGUCUGUCACUUUCAACCCAUCUGGGUGACACUUUUGGGACAACACACUUUCCUAUUAACUUUAACAUACAGUAUAUUUAUCAUGAAAACUGUUAACCCAACAUCUGUCAUUAAUUAAUAUGUGUAUGUUUUGAGUAACACAUACAUUUGUCCUGAAGAGUAGAUGCAGGUGUUAAAAUGACAUACUUAGUGUGUACAAUACAGUGUAGAAUAUUUUUCCCUCAUGUUUAUUUGUAUGCAUUAUUCUUUAUUUUGAUGACUAAAGUGCUAAAAAAAACAUUAUACUGCAUUAUUCUAUGAUUUAUAUAUAUAUUUACUGUUUUACUGUUAACAACUUUUAGAAAAUCUUGAAAUGUAGUUCUACCCAAACCUUGUUACUUUGAAGGAUUUAUUUUGUGCGAUGCCAUUACCUUAAACUUUAAGUCCCUUUACCUUUUCAUAUUUAAUGCUUUUAUUUAUUUUUAAAUUUUGCUGGAAUAUCUCGUUAUGUCUAAAAUUUGUAUUUCAGAUUUUUUUUCUUCUGAUUCAUCUGCUUCUUGAACUGAAACUGCAAUUUGUUACUUCAGUAAUGUAUUAAAAUUGUAUUAAUAUAAUAAGAUAUCUCUGUGAGAUGACAAGAAGACUCAAUAAAAUUUUCACAUUGAAACCCUUUAAUCAGUGGA
Siniperca chuatsi (mandarin fish) is the source of this 8056-nucleotide messenger RNA. RefSeq names its product contactin-4. The record is from RefSeq and is a predicted model, not a curated record. The transcript has 23 exons. Gene Ontology annotation, molecular function: protein binding. Gene Ontology annotation, biological process: cell-cell adhesion. NCBI's taxonomy places the organism in Eukaryota, Metazoa, Chordata, Actinopteri, Centrarchiformes, Sinipercidae. Bases 348 to 3437 code for a protein of 1029 amino acids.